Rotaria sp. Silwood1 is the source of this 321-nucleotide messenger RNA. The record is from the annotation of a GenBank genome assembly. Lineage: Eukaryota; Metazoa; Rotifera; Eurotatoria; Philodinida; Philodinidae.
AUGCCAAAACGUGCACUUGGCAUCGAAAGGUCGUGGGAAGAACUAAAAAAGGAGAUGGGUCGUACCGGUUCUGGCUAUCCAGGCGCCAUCUACUUUAAAACUAUAAGUGUCCAAGGACCUCAAUUAUUUGCUGUAGUCAACCAAAACUUAGUAUUGUAUCAUGAUUGUGGAAAAUGGCAUCGAUACAUUACGGCGUGUGAUAUUAAAUUCGGCACAAUAGAAUCUAGUAAUCCGAAUCCAGAACGUGCUACGAGUACAGAUGCAAUAAAUCACUCAGACAACGGUGAAUCAGAUUGGAUUUUUGUAUCUCGAGAUGAAUAA